Messenger RNA from Ambispora leptoticha, 503 nucleotides. Lineage: Eukaryota; Fungi; Glomeromycota; Glomeromycetes; Archaeosporales; Ambisporaceae. The record is from the annotation of a GenBank genome assembly.
AUGUCAUUAUCACGUUUAGCCUUAGCCUGGAAACAAACACGUUUUCCAUGGCGAUCCAGAUUCUAUGUUGGUUCAGAUUUGGAUGGAAACGAAUACUACGAAACUAGAGUUUUAGGCAGUAGUAAUCGACCAAAGCGAAUGGUCGAUCUGAAACAACCGAAAAAAUAUAGUGAUUAUACGGGAGAUGAAAUACCUGUACAAUGGCAAAGUUGGUUAAGGCAUACACGAUUCGAUCCACCAACGAUCGAGGAACUCAAAAUAGCAAACCAAAGACGCGAAAUGAUUAUCGAACGAGCGAAUAAAUUGGAUCAGGAAUGGAAUGAGCGCAAACGGCAGCUACAAAAACAAAAAGCAGCGAAUGUUACACAGAACACAACGAAACCAACUACCACGCUCCCUUUGCUUGAUUAUCAACCAUCCGUUGCACCUAGCGAUACAUUUGAACCCGAAGAGUGGACGCCUGCUUCGAAGCGGGGUGGCGAAGGAGGAAGCGGUGGUAAAGG